CGCGCAGCUUAUAUGAAAGUUGAUACAAGAAACUAAGUUGCUGACUGCUCUCAACCAUAUAUGGACAGUUUCGGGCAUCGUUAACCAUACGGCACAUCAUAUUUUGGUCAAAUUUGGAAAAGGCGGAACACAAAUGCGAAAACAGCGCGUUAAGUAGGUGAUGCAAGGAACGUAGGGCAUGGCAAUGUAAUAAAGCGAGCGGUAAGCUUUUAUAAUGGCUUGGAGGUCAACCGGUUUUAACAAGCGGCCUGUAGUUAUUUGUUAGGGGGUCUUUACAGGAGAUAAGCAUGAAAUACGCCCCACUCAGUUUCAUUUGAAAUUAUCUUAAGUUACUUAAGAGCAACAACAUCCACCUACCAGCAUAUCACUACCUCUCAGCUUACCUUCCCCUAUCCUAAAUGUAGCACAGGUUAAUGUUCUGUUGUUUUGGAAUGAGCUUCAUUUGAUGUUGAGGGCUUCUAUACCAUAUAACUAUUCUUACCGAAGCUGGGAAUCUCUACCUAUUUAUUUAAAUUAUUUAUGUUUUCCUCUCUCUCUCUUCUCUUUGUUCUUUCAAAUCUCACAUACAACUUUUUAUCUCUCUGUAUCCGGUUAUUCAGUUGAGUUUGAAUACAUCUGAUUGUUGUUGUUAGUCCUAUUUAAAAAAAAAAAGACAAACAAAACCCAACUUUUUCUCUACGUAGAGUUUGUUCUGUAAAUUAAGCAAUCGUUAAAUUAAUGGAUUAACUGUGAUUUUUAUCUCGAGGAAUUUAACAUAAAGGAACAAAAAGAAUCGAAUCGGUUCGCUACACAAAUACCAAACUUUAUAUUCUGUGAUAUGAAACAUUUUCCUUUCGUUUUUAUUUAAUUUUUAAUUUUUUGCCCUGUAACCAUUCUUUUUAUUUUAGUGCUGUGGGUUUCAUUACAAAUGAAACAUCUAUCCCUUACCAAAUGUUUUUGUUAUCAAUAUCUUUAUUUGAUAUUGCAACCGAAUAUCUGAUUCACAAUAACUUCGAUCACAAGGCGUCAUCUGUUCCUACCCUGGCAUCUUUUAUCACAUAUAUUUACAUUGGGUAUUUUACCUUAUGACCAUGAUUACUCGGAGACGGAGUCGGCUGCUAUCUGCCUCUGCCUGUCCUAGUCCGUCAGUCACAGACAAAACCAAUCCCUCAAUUAAAACCAAAGAAAUUAAGUUAAUUCCAGAAACUUUAAUGAAAUCUCCAACAGAAAUGGUUUCAAAUAUUGCUGGACAAAAUAUAACAAUACCUAUUGAUCUUUUUAAAGAUUUCGAAAACUUGAAGAAUGCAACUAAAUUAGACUCAGCCACUUUGAUGAGGAAGUUGCUCACUGACUUUCAUAAACUGAAAGAACCAGACAGUUCCAACUUCGUUUUGCCAGAAGAAAAUAUAGCACAAAUAUCUACAAGUGACUAUUCUGAGAAGGCAAUAAAGGCAGCAAUCGAUGCUAACCGCAAACGCAUUAAGAAAGAAGACGUGUCUUCUUGCUAUGAGUGUUCCCCAAGUACUACCAUAGCAGACUUAAAUACCAGUUUAAGUACCGAAUCAGAUAUCCCGAUGGUCAAUGGUAACAAUAGUCCUGAAUUGUGUGCCAGAAACAAAGAUCUCCCACUAAAUCAAUUUAAUAUCAAAAGGAAACCUGUAACAGCGAGAUUUAAGGUCGCUAAAGUCGUCUGCAAAGAGGAAGAAAAUUCGUCCCUCAAUGACAGCUACGGAGUAGAUGUGGUACAUGGAUCGAAAUUAUUUCAGUCUAAAUUAGAACAUGAAAAUGAUAAUUCAGUUUGUGAAGACAAUGUCUUCUACAAUAAUACUAUAAACACGACAGAUACAAGAAUCUGCCAACCAUCCAAUGUAGCAAAUCCAUAUUACUAUUCUAGUUGUCAGCCUGUUUCACUGAAAGCAAACCAUUUAAGAAAUGUUCAUACAGUAACAAAGUCAGUCGAUCAUUCGAAGAAUAUUUAUACACCAAACAAUAAAGUAAAUUGCCAAGAUGACGGAAGCUACCGAGAAUCAGACAGUGAAACGCCAUUAGACUUAAGUAUUGUAAAAUUAGAACCACAUUCUUCACAUACAUCUCUAACUUCAUCACCUGUACCAUCACCAGAAAAUGAGCAUUUGCACUAUCAAAGUAGCAGUAAUUGUAGGGACGAUAUUCAUACUGUCAACGUUGAAAAUGAGAAAAGUAACCGUACAGAAUAUUUUGGAAUGCAAGCACAUAGAGAUAAUUCUCCAUCUCCAGAGCUAGCACCCACUCAACUUGAUGUUAACCAAACUGUUAUUAAAAGUAAUAGUUCAUCACCUGAGAUAAUGAAUGUCACACCUGAUAAACAGAUACGUCCAGAUGUAGCGUCUCAGGUAUUUAAUGUGAAGCAACUGCCAACACAAGUUCCAAAUUGUAAUGAAACUCAAUUAAUUUUGCCAUCACAGUUGAAUUCGCCUUGCCUCAAUGAGGCAUCGCCACAAAUCGCUAGCAACUAUUUUUCAAUCCCAACGCAAGGACCUAGACCAGUUCCAGUUCCAACAAAUGUGGUAACAUUACAGAAAAAUGAUAACUGUAUGUAUGUUUAUCCAAUGGGUUUUCCAACUUUGACAACUAUUCCGCAAGGGAGUCAUCCAAUAGGAUUACCUAUAAUGUCUCAAGCCAUGUUGCCUGUACCCAAAAUCGAUCCAUCUCAACAAAUAGGACCGAACAAACCCUUGGAACAAGACCAAUUGAAACUAGUUGCUGAAAGUAAUAUCUUUCCUGGUGUUUACACUAGCAUUUUGAAACUUUCUUCUCACAAAAGAUCUCGUUCAAAGCCUGAAAAGUUGAUCUCAGCCCCUGUGUCACAAGUAAUCCCUACCACUUCGAGUGUACCAAUUCAGCCUAUAAAUACGCAGACUGUUAUGUUCUUUCCUACCAUGCAGCAAAUGCAAACAUCAUGCUUACCAACAAAUUCUGUAAAUAAUGUUCAAUCCACUCCAUCUUCAACUGUAACAGUUACUACAAUUGCUCAGGGUAAUAUCUCAUCGCCGAGAGAGUGUGUAACAAUGACGUCAGCAGGACAGACUAGUACCCAAACAACAGGUUCGAACCAGCAGUCGAUUAUUAUGGUCUAUCCUCAUACUGGAAUUUCAGCAUUAGGAAAACCAGUUCGUCGAAGAGGAAGGCCACCGAAACUGCCAAUGCUCACACAAUUACUGAUAGAUAAAAAACCGAAAUUAAACGUAAACCAAAUUAACGAAGAAAAAAAACUUAAGGUUGAAAAUCAGAGUGAGUGUUCAAUAGUGCCGACACCUUUUCCAGCGAUGAGCAGCAAUAUCAAACCAGAAAUAAAAAGAUCUCACGAGAAGGAUUGCGUUGAAAUCAUACCUGAUUCUCCGGCAAACGUUAUUGGAGACAAAGAUAACGAUAAAUUAAAACAUUUUGAAACACCUUUGGAACCUAAAAAAUCAGAAUCAUUAUAUCAAGAAAUGAUUUUAUCUCCUAAGUCUUUAAAAAACAUAAAGCCUCGCAAGUCGCAUUCUGCCAAUGAUUUCAUGAAGCCGAAUGCUAAUUUUAUAUGUACAUCAUUCAGAAUUCGGCCGAGAGCGUUCAGAACACGGCGAAAUGGUGGCACUCGAGGCCGGAAGAGCUCGAGAUUGUCCCAGCCAGUGCAGUCGGAAUCUAUCACGUCUCCAUUACAACAGCAGAUAAACCAGCAGCAGCUGGAGUUUCAGCAACAGCAGUUGCAACAACAGCUACAACAACAAUUACAACAACAGCAGCAGCAACAGUUGCAACAGCAACAACAAAAGAAGAUGCAAGAACAACAGCAGCAACUUCAACAGCAACUUCAACAACAGCUGCAACAACAGCUACAACAGCAACAACUGCAACAGCAGCAGCAGCAGCAGCAACAGCAGCAACAACAGCAGCAGCAACAGCAGCAGUUACAAAAUGUGCAACAGCUGCAGACACUGAAACAACACCAACCACUGCUGAAGCUUUCUCCAACUCAGAUGCAUGAACAUGAUGAUGAAGACGAUGAAGAACAAGAUGCAGAAGAGGAAGAAGACGGAAACGAAGUAUUAAAAGAGAGGGAAGGAAAGAUUCUUGACAGUCCCUCAAAGUCCUUGCACUGUAACGAUGUCAACUCAAAUUCGUCUGAUGACCGACAGACUGAAGAUGAUUUCUUGGAGUUUUCAUCAGGUAAAAAUCUUUUCCAAGAGCUUUAUCACUGUAAAAUAUGCAACGACAUUGUCUCUUCAGACGAAAAAGUCUCGCAUCAAAGGCAACACGUUCCCGUGCGAUUCUUCUGUCAGUCAUGUGGGAUGGAGUACCAAUGCUUCUGGGUAAAGAGCCCAGUUACUGAAGACGAUAACCCACCGGAACCGAUGGAAUGUGACCGAUGUAAUACCCAUUUCUCCAGUCAAAAAUACGAUUUCAGUUGCUGCCUGCAAAUACAAAAUGGUAAUAUUCUGUGUGAUCUAUGUGUCGAACAGUUUCGGACUUUCACACAAUUUUAUGACCAUCGAAAUAAAUUUCACCCUAACAGUCCCACAACUCCUGCUAACCAUUAUGUGUGUGAUAGUUGCGACAAAGUUCUUUACUCUGCGAAAGCACUCCGUUAUCAUCGGAAGUUACAUUUAGACCGUACAGUACAGUGCACUAUUGGUGAUUGCCCAAGGUUCUUUCAGAAUAACAUGGAGUUGUCACGUCAUAUACGCGAACAGCACGACAAAAUGAAAGAGUUCUUUUGCAUAUAUGACGGCUGCAACAAGAAAUUUAUGAAAAAUUUUCAUCUACAAGAACAUGUACGCGUAAAGCACUUCAACAUCCGGGCAUUUCGUUGCUCGUGGCCCGGAUGUACGAAAGAGUUUGCAGCAGAGCGACAUCUCAAAGUGCAUCUCUUAAUCCACAAGGACGAAAAACCUCUAAAGUGUGACUUUUGUGAGUAUAGAUGUCGUCAGCGAAAUGCCUUAAAUUGGCACAUGCGCAAACACCCUGAAGCACCUUAUAAAUAUAGAAAAUUUUCAAUUAAUUCAUCGGACUGUUGAAAUUGAUAAAAAGAAAUUAUUUAUUUAUACAUUUA
Molecule: messenger RNA, 5050 nt
Organism: Octopus bimaculoides (California two-spot octopus)
Lineage: Eukaryota; Metazoa; Mollusca; Cephalopoda; Octopoda; Octopodidae
Biological process (GO): regulation of transcription by RNA polymerase II
Cellular component (GO): nucleus
Molecular function (GO): transcription coregulator activity
Source: RefSeq, a predicted model, not a curated record